CGAUCCACGGCUCAGAGGUGGCUGGAGACGGGGCGAGGUUUUGGGCGGGCUGAAGCCACUUCGCCUCUAGCGGUCUCUCGGCCCGCUCCCGCCUUCGCCAGGUCCGGGGAACGGCCGGGACCGAAUGCCAUUAUUGCGCGCCUCUGCAGCCCCCUCGGACGCUUGGUUGUGGAAGCGAGCUGGAGGAGAAGGCGGGAGCCGCGGGGCGCGAGCCAUGGCUGAGGGGCAGCAGGUGGGCUCCGCCGCCGACGCCUGGGAGAUCGACGUGGAGAGCCUGGAAGAGCCCGAGCGGCCGCCGCCUGCGCCACGCGCGCCUUCGCUACAGGCCGCCGGAGACGAUGACGAGGAAGACGACAACCAGGGCGACGACGACGACGAGGAGGGCGAAGAAGACGAAGACGAAGCCGGGGCAGCGGGCGACCUUCUCCGGCUUCCUGGGUUGCCUCAGCCGCAGCUUGUCUCGCCGUCGCCGGCGGCGGAGGAAGGAGGCGUAGGCGGCGGGGAGCAGCCAGUCCGCAAGCUUAGCCGCACGCCCAAAUGCGCGCGAUGCCGCAACCACGGCGUGGUGUCCUGCCUGAAAGGCCACAAGCGCUUCUGCCGCUGGCGGGACUGCCAGUGUGCCAACUGCCUGCUGGUGGUGGAGCGGCAGCGCGUCAUGGCCGCCCAGGUGGCGCUUCGCAGGCAGCAGGCCACCGAGGAUAAGAAGGGACAUACAGGGAAACAGGCUAAUUUUGAGCGCAGAACAGUGUACCAGAGACAUGUUCGGACGCCUAGUUUGCUGGCUAAAAGCAUUUUAGAAGGUUAUCGUCCCAUUCCAGCAGAACCUUACCUUGGAGGGAAUUCGUCCUUGCCACCUCCUGUUAGCGACAGAAUGAGAAAAAGACGGGCUUUUGCUGACAAAGAACUUGAGAACAUAAUGCUUGAACGGGAAUAUAAGGAACGAGAAAUGAUGGAAGCCACCCAGGCUGCUGCCUUUUUCCUGCCAAACCGCAUGGUACAUGGGCCCGAGUACAAUUCUUAUAAAAGUUUUAACCCUCAUCAACUUGAAGCUUCCAGUAAGGAGUUUUGUGGUUUUCUGCCUACCUGUUUAGAUCUGACUAUGCAGUAUUCAGGCUCAGGGAACAUGGAACUGAUCUCAUCAAAUUUGAGUGUUGCCACCACCUACAGGCAAUAUCCUUUACCCUCCAGGUUUUUGGUGUGGCCCAAAUGUGGCCCUCUCAAUGAUGCCCUUCUCUAUCAGCAAUGCCUUCUAAACGCUACCACAGUCCAGUCUCUCAAACCUGGAGUAGUUUGGGACAAUAAAGCUUCACAUGGCCAGGAUUUUCCCACCUCUGAACAAGACGUCACAUUGUCAAAAAAUGAGAACACGUUGCACCAUCCUCAUGUUCAGGAACUUGAGACACCUCAAAAUGAACUGCAAAACAUCUCUCGAGAGGCCCAUGAGAGGUCAGCAUUUUCAUCUCCUAAGAGGACCUUUUCACAGAUCUCUGGCAAGGAUCCUACAGUUCAUCAGGACCCGCCUCUCAACAAGAUCAACAAAGAAAGCAACAAGCAGCAUCUGGUACUGCCACCCUCAUCCAAAUAUAGCCCAUUCCACUCAUUAUUCCAGCAGACGCUUCAUAGCAAAUCGGGAUCAGAGUUAAAAACCACUUUUGAUGAAGCAUCCAAGAAAUAUAGAGAGAGUACCUUCAGAGAAAAGUACAAAUUCAGCAUUGACAGAUAUGCAAAAGACCUUCUGGAGACUAAACAAGUUGUAACAAAAUUAUCAACAAAUGAGCCAUUACCAUUUUCUGUUGAAUCAAUUCUUAAGCGACCAUCUUCCAUGGUCACCAAUGUUUCUCAGUAGGCUGACAAUGUGAUCUUCCAAACAAAUCUAUUGGCACUUAGAAUUGAACUUAACCAUCUGUGCCAAGAAGUAAGUCCUUUUGAAUUCAUUAGAGAAUUCUUCUGCUAGGCACUUCAUCCACCAUACACUUGAAAGACGUUCUUCAAAUUUUGUUAAAAAUUUAUUUCCAAUAAACAGGUUUUGAACUACAACACAGCACUAAUAUUGGUUGUUUUCAGACUGGCUGAGUUGACCUUUUUGGGAAAUUGACUAUUCUAAAACAUUAACAAUUAUUGAUAUGCUGUCUGACAAACGCAUGGCCACUGCCUUUUGCCACCAUAAUUUUGGAAAAAAGAAUU
Messenger RNA from Notechis scutatus (mainland tiger snake), 2184 nucleotides. RefSeq names its product doublesex and mab-3 related transcription factor 2 (gene DMRT2). Gene Ontology annotation, cellular component: nucleus. The record is from RefSeq and is a predicted model, not a curated record. Gene Ontology annotation, biological process: sex differentiation; regulation of transcription by RNA polymerase II. Gene Ontology annotation, molecular function: DNA-binding transcription factor activity, RNA polymerase II-specific; RNA polymerase II cis-regulatory region sequence-specific DNA binding. NCBI's taxonomy places the organism in Eukaryota, Metazoa, Chordata, Lepidosauria, Squamata, Elapidae.